AUGUCUCAAAAUUCAGGCUGGAUGAUGAGAGAUACAACACUCACUCCAAUAGUGCAUUCUGUUGCUCUUGACCCAAAUAAUACAAAUGCAGAAAACAUAGCCAUUCUUAUGACACAGAUGAGCUUGCUGACAAAGAAAAUUGAUGAGAUGGGUACGAAACAGGUGCACAUUGUUGAUACGACAAAUGGAGGCCUAUGCACUCCUUGCAUAAAUCAGUCAUAUGUUUGCUCGUGGAGUGGAGAGAAUGAUAACCAGGGCUUCAGAGAAGACAUGAAUUACGUCAAUAAUUUUGGAGGUCAAAGGCAAGGUGGACAGCAAUGGGGACCUCAAAAUCAGCAGUACAGACCAACCCAGCAACAACAUAAUACCAAUCCAGGGAGCGCACGACAACAAGGCCAAGUCGUGCCUUAUCAAAGGCAGCAGGGCUAUAAUCAGCAGCACCAACAACAGUUGGCUUACCAACCGCCUCAUCAACAGCAGGACACUAUCUAUGGACGUGAACAUCGCCCACAAGGAACGUUGCCUGCAGACACAAACAUCAAUCCAAAGGAGCGGAACCCAAAUCAGUUAAAGGCAGUGAGUCUCCGGAAUGGAAGAGAUUUAGAUAGAGAACAAGAAGUUUCUCAAUCUAGGAGAGACGCAAUGCCAAUUACUCCAGUGACAUCAGAGACCGACGAGUCAACGGAGCUCGUAGAGGUUGUAAUUGAACAGGCACAAGUUGACAAAAGCAAGGAGAAGGAAAUUGAACAACUCUCAGAACAGGUGGUGGAGAAGGCUCCUAAUAAAGAAAAGACACCAAGCAGUGGGCAGAAGCUAAUUCCUACACCAUUUCCUCAGAGGUUGGCCAAGCAAAAGAAAGAUGAUCAAUACAGGAAAUUCAUGGAUAUGCUCCGACAAAUUCAAUUGAAUAUUCCGCUGAUGGAUGCUUUGAGCGAAAUGCCAGGCUAUGUAAAAACGAUGAAGGAUCUGAUGUCUCGAAAAUUUAACUUUCAGGACCUGCCUACUGUAACUCUAACUCAGACCUGCAGCGCGGUAGUGACAAGACCUAUGGCUCAAAAAUUGUCUGAUCCCAGUAGUUUAACUAUCCCAUGCACAAUUGGAAGUUACGCUUUUGCUAAAGCAUUGUGUGACUUGGGAGCUAGUAUCAACUUGAUGCCUUUGGCAAUCUACGCAAGGCAUUGGCAGAGCUAG
Molecule: messenger RNA, 1191 nt
Organism: Nicotiana attenuata
Lineage: Eukaryota; Viridiplantae; Streptophyta; Magnoliopsida; Solanales; Solanaceae
Exons: 2
Coding region: 1-1191 (396 amino acids)
Source: RefSeq, a predicted model, not a curated record